CCUCCUACUCAUCCAUCUUUCUUAUCCAAGGAACUCGUCACAAUGUAUACAAGCCGACCACACACUCUCUCUGAGUCUCUGAUCAGUGCCUGCCAGCCUUUCAUUCACUUUUAUCUACGCGCUCCUUCCAGUUCUGCACUGACUCUCCCACGCACAUAUCCCACUCUAAUAUUCGUCUGCCAGGUUCGGCACAUUCCUCCCUCCAGCUCCAUCGAAAAUCUUUCUAAUGCUGCACUCGGAAAUGAGCUUGUACCCGCACAGCUAUUCAUAACCAGUCGGCGGGUCAAUGCGAUGAUCUUUGUUUCAUCACCCACUCGGACGAUUCCAUGCCGCGCUGACUUCGGUUUCGCGGCAUGGCCUUCACCAUUUUAUUUUAUUAGUCCUGCCUCCAACAUUUCUCACUGCAACACAAUCAAUCGCAACCAGUAAAUCUUACCAUUAAAUUCGGUAUCAGUCUAGAAUAUAUUGAGUCAUCGACUAGCUGCGACACAGACACUGAGUAAUGCCAAGUAUAUC
Molecule: messenger RNA, 516 nt
Organism: Serpula lacrymans var. lacrymans S7.9
Lineage: Eukaryota; Fungi; Basidiomycota; Agaricomycetes; Boletales; Serpulaceae
Exons: 1
Coding region: 43-429 (128 amino acids)
Source: RefSeq, a predicted model, not a curated record